Molecule: messenger RNA, 4426 nt
Organism: Megalopta genalis
Lineage: Eukaryota; Metazoa; Arthropoda; Insecta; Hymenoptera; Halictidae
Product: E3 ubiquitin-protein ligase RNF123
Cellular component (GO): cytoplasm
Molecular function (GO): protein binding; ubiquitin-protein transferase activity
Source: RefSeq, a predicted model, not a curated record
UUUGAUUCGUGUUUUUAAGCGCAACAACAAAAUGGAUUCCUCGGAUUUCUCCCUUGGUCACUUCCCUGACCGCUUUUAGACCUUUGGCCUUCGAAUAGUAGUAUCCUUCUGAAUUCUAAGUUGCUUCAUCCACCGAUAAACUUCGGAAACAUGAUAACAAUAUACUGUAAAAAUAGGAAAACUCAGGUAUUUAUAACCGUUUAUAUCAUAUUUAAAAAAAUCUGUAAUUAUGACGGAAUUGUUUUUCUAUAUCUGAAAGCUAAGAAUUCAUAUUUUUCGUCUCAAAAUGUUCACGAUGAUGAAAUUGUAUAAAACAAUUAUGUAAAACAGGUAGGUAAAUCAUUGGGUAAAAUUGAUAUAGGUAACAUUGAUAAAACAGGAAUUUACGUUAUUUACAGCGGCUGCAGAAUUGACACGGCCCUGUCAUCCAGCGGUGAAAUUCCGAAACUGGACCUUUUCUAGAGAGAUUAUUAUUGUAAAAAUUAUAAUUAUGUAACCAUAAUUAUAAGAUUCUAAGCUAUAAAUUCAAUGUGUUGCGUCGCUAUGAAGUUUUUAAUAUCAACAAUAUUAAUUUUGAAUCGAACAGCUGAUUCCGAGUUAUUUAAUCUUUUUUUUUCCAAUGUGACCGCCAAGUGGCGCUAGCAGUACGUUAUGCCAAGGAACAAAUGAUUCUUGUCAUUAUUUACGUCUUAUGUAAAUUGAACGAGUAAAAAAAGUAGUACGAUAAUAAGUAUUACACCUUUUUUCAUUUAAGAUAGUCCUAUUGAUUCGUCGAUGAAAAUCAUUGUUCUUCAAAUCAGAAUUCUGUAAAAAAAUUGCUCCGAAUGAAUUAUUAACAUUUUGAAAGUCGUAAAUGUUUUCUGCGCUAAUCGGAACUUUUGAACAUGGAAAUCGAUGAAAUCGUAAUGAAUAUUUUUGAACAAGCUGUACGUUCAGAUUUAAUCGGUUCCAGAAUAUCCGAUGCUUUACUUUUGCUAGAUAAUUAUAUUGAAAUUAGACUUGCCUCUAUCCCAAUUGUAUCAGACAAGAGGGAAGGACGAAUUGGUCGAGAUGUGGUUGUAUUUGACUCGACAACGCAUGUAGGACUUACCACACUUUCGCAAGAUGGACUUAGCAUCACGUCAGGUUCUAGAUUCAGCACAUUGAAAGCGAACACAGCAGUUUUCAAAGGAAAGUGGAUGUAUGAAUUACAGCUUGGUUCUCGAGGAGUCAUGCAGGUCGGCUGGAGCACCAUCAAUUGUCGAUUCAAUCAAGAGAAGGGCGUCGGAGACACUGUUAACUCUUAUGCGUACGAUGGAAAUCAUUUGAGAAAGUGGAAUGUAUCCACUUACAAGUAUGGAGAAUCAUGGCUUACAGGAGACAUUAUCGGAUGUGCUUUAGAUAUGGACAACAGGACAAUUAAUUUUUAUAGAAAUGGCACAGACUUGGGAAGAGCCUUUGAAAAUAUUGCGAUGGGUAGCGGCAUCGCGUACUUUCCAACGGUCAGCCUCUCGUUGGAAGAAACUUUAAAGGCCAAUUUUGGUUCCACGCCGAUGCGAUAUCCUGUAGAAGGAUACGAACCAUUGCAGUUGGCACCAGAGAAAGAAAUAACCAAAGCAACCUACUUGUUUAAUUGGCUUCAGAGGAUAAUACAUCUGUUGAACAAGGAACAACACUCCGAUAAACAGAACAUGUUACCUGACGGAACAAGCGUUUCGAUCUUUCUAAUGUGUCUUUCGAGAUUGGUUUUUAAACAUGUAGGAUCUUUAAUUACCGUUCCAUAUAUCACGGAAUAUAUCGUGAUCCCGUUUAUGCAACAACUUUCGGAGCAUGAAUCUUUCACGUUGAUAACAUGCUUAGACCUGUUGUGGACGUUUCUCGAAGAUCAUGAAAUGGAAGCGUUUUUAGAAAAUACCGUUUCGUACUUGCACUACAUGUUCAGACACGUCUCACCGGUGUUGGAGUAUCCUGAUCAAUUUAGAAGUUUACAUUUGUUGAUAAGUAUUUCUCGACACACGAGAACUCGUCAAUUCUUGUUGCAAUAUUUGCUCAUUGAUCGAGUGAGAUUCACAGAUUUCAUAGACAUCAAGCCGUUGGACGAGAAAAAUCUCACCAACGUAGUCGGAAAUGUAACGAGUUAUUUGGAAGCAUGUGAAAAAAUUAAAGCUGCCAUAUCUGAACUAGAAAAGGUACAAACGGAAUUAUUAGUGAUCUUUCUCGAUAAUUCCGAUGGUAAUGAAAAAAAACCGACCUCGAGAACUAUAUUCUUAAGAAGAUUUAGAUAUUUCAUCAAAAAGAAUACCCUAUCUAAUUGCACCCCGUUGCCGAUCGCGUUAUCUUGUUUUCACCGGUUACUGAUCGCGUUUAAAAAGUUGUGGGACGAGGAAGUAGGAACAUCUCCUGUUUACGUGCCUUGCAGGGCAUUCUACGAUGCGUCGAUCGAUUAUUUUACAAUCGAAAGGCUGGGAGGAGUAUUGUCGCACUUGAACAAAACUUUCAAAUCUGAACUGGUAGAGAAAUUAGGCUCGGAUUACGAAGUGGUCGCCUCACAGGAAUACACUCGAGGUUCGAUACUGAUCUUCGAAAGAUUCGAAAGUUGUUCGUAUGUCAUGGAAGAGAUAAAACCGCUGAAAUUGGGCCCGUUGGACUCGGCCACGUCGUUGCUGGAAUUGCUUGACGGCAUUAUUUUAUUUUAUUACGUGUUAGCAAGGAAACAGUUAGCAGACGUAACGCUGCACAGGAAUAAAAUGUCCGGAUACGUCGCUGCCUUGGAGGACGACCAGACACAGUUGGAACAAAUCAAGAACAACGAGGAUUCCGAGUCACGCGCAAUUCAAGAAGCACUGUUGCGACAGAUAAACGUGUUUAAGUCAAAAUUGGCAGAGCAAACGACAUAUAUGGCAUGGGCUCGGGCGGUCCUCUACACAGAAGAAAAGGAGGCACAAUUUGUGUGGCUAUUACAGGUGGUCACUCGAACAUUGAACAAUGCCAGCAAAGAAGGAAACUUGUUCAGCUUCACUCCGAUUUUUUACCUGGAUACGCAAGCCGAUUUAUAUAAAACUCUGCGAAAUCAUCUGUACCCGGCGGAAAGUGUCGAAAGCAUCUCAAGAUACAGAGAAACACUUCAAGACAUAGCUGUGUUCCUUUGCGAGCACUUUAUGGAUCCUCGCAUAGUAAACGCAAAUUCGAAGAUCAAGCCAGCCACAAAUUUAGCCUGCUUUCUAAUCAAUCCAUUGGCAUUAGAAGCAGUAGAAAGUAUACAGGAAGAAAGUAGAACAAAGGUUGUGAGGAACCUUCUCAAGUCGUACGUAGACGAUGGACCGUGGGCCCAAUCGACUUGGAUCUUACUUAAAUUUUGGCACGGCAACGGAUUUGCUUUUCGAUACGUCAAGAGCCCGCAUCUUUCGGAGAGAAUUGAGCUGAAGUUAUAUCCACACAUCUGGAUGUUUGUCUCGUUACAUCCUACAAAACCAUGUCCGUCCGCUGUAUAUCAGAAUCACGUAAGAGACGUGCUGUUGGAUAAUCCUCAAGAGUCUACCAAGUAUUUAAAUUUUCUAUUAAAUCAUGCAAAUUGGUCUUUUUCUGAAUUUAUCAGAAUUUUGCAAGAAAUUUGCGAUGUCGCAGUAACGGAAUCCUCGACAGUAGCCAUUACUAACGUCGAAACACUAAGCAUAUUUGAUACGUGCUUUAUGUUGACCAUAUGUUUGCUACAUGUGCUGGAGAUGAUCGUUACAGUGGCCCCAAGUAUUUUUAACAGUACCAUAGAAUCUUCCAGCGAAUACUUGUUGUCUAGACUAUGUCAAUUACUGUGUCAGGUGUUAAACAGAAUAACAUCGCAAAGCAAUUGUUUCCAGCAAAUUAUUUUACUGAAAAUCCCAGGUUUCGAUACAAUGGAUCACUUUCCAAUACUGGCGGCAGUUACAGGCGUAUUAUUAGCUUUAUUGAAGGAUGAUAUGACCAAAUCUAAAUCGCAAAGUAUAAAGGUGGUACCAGAGGUUACUCGAACCUUGUUAAACGAGCCUAGUUUUCAACUGAGUUCCCUCCAUUUUCUAUUGGGUAAUACAAACUCUGAAAGCAAAAACGAGAAAUUAAAACCGUUCUCGUUUGAGCUAUAUCCGGAAGACGUAUCGAAAGAGGAAAUACAACAAGUACAGGAAAUGAUCGAGUAUUUAGAGCAUUGUCAAUCCAUCUUGCCGGAUUCGAAAGUUGUCACAGACGAUGAUAAUGUUUGUACAAUUUGUUACGCGUAUCCUAUUGCAGUAACAUUCGAGCCCUGUCGUCAUCAAACCUGUCGUACGUGUAUCGACCAACAUCUUUUUACUGCAAGAGAAUGCUUUUUCUGUAAAGCGGCUAUUGAGAAAGUCGUAGAUCUCUCUGGAAACACAGUACACGAUUUUACUGAUUCUACCAAGAAGAGUUGAAAUUUAAAAUAAACACAUGGCUCAUA